CGUAAAUAAUUCUUUAAUGUGAUUUAACAAGUGAAAAGUGAUUUACAACUUUCAAUGAGUGUUGUCUUCAUAAAAAUUUUACCUGUUUUUGACUUCUCCAAAUAUCCUCAUGGAUUAUGCCGGUACAAACACGUGCAUGGAUUUACCACAUACCAUUCAAGUUGAAAUGACCACGUGUUAACGUUCAGUGAAAAUACGCCUUUAUGAAUCUUCUUGUUGUAAUGAGAAUGUGAAACUCGUGCUCUCGACAUAACCUCGCUUCUUCAAAACUACUAAGAUCACAAUUACUUGUUCGGACAGAAAAUAUUUGAAUAUUACUCUAUGACAAGUGACAAUACCUCUGAAAUGUUGGUGCAAUUAUUACCAGAGAAGUAAAUUUUACUUUUUCAAAUUACCUGCAAGACUAUUUUUUUCUAUAAUAUUUCUAGAAAAACAUUGACCUUAUAUUAAUGAAUGUUUUUGAAAAAUUUUCGUUAAAGUUUACAUAAAAUUGAACAUUAUUAAUAAUGAUUAGUAAUAUAAGAUUAAUUGCAAAGUGUUGGAAUACAUCGAAUCACCUGCGUGCAUGUACUCCACUGACUAUUGCACACAUACAGAAAUAUAGUGAAGGAUUUAAUAGACAACCAAUAAAAAUAAAUCAUGAAGAGGAAAUUUUGGAGCACGUUCAGGAAGCUGAAGGUCCCCAUGAUUAUCUUGACGUAAUGAAACCAUUGAAGAGGAAACCUUUAACUGUAAGGCCAAAAAGAAAACAAAAAGAAAAAAUCAAAAAAGAAAAACUAAUAGUUAAAGAAAACGAUCUUCGACUGAAAAAUGAUGGAAAACUGAACUUUACUGAGCUCAAGGAAAACGAUCCGAUAUUAGCAAAUUUGAUGUUGUCAGUGAGAUCAAAAAAAACUCGUGAUAAGAACAGCAGAAUUAUUCUGGAAGGUUUUCGACUUAUUGCAGACGCUAUUGAUGCAGGUUUACAGCCAGAGAUAAUUGUAUUUAGUAGGAUUGAAGAUGCAAUGUCGUUACCAUUACCGGAGCGUGGUAUCAAAUUUUUCAAGACACCUUAUAGAGUAAUACAGACUUGGUCGACAUUAACUACAUCUCCAGGACUCAUGGGCUUUUUCAAAAUGCCAGAUCCAGAAUCACGACAACCACCACCUGACGCUUUGCCUCUCACAAUUAUUUGUGAUAAUGUUCGUGAUCCAGGAAACAUGGGCUCAAUUCUUAGAGCUUGCGCAGCAGUAGGAUGUAAAAGAUUGAUAACCAUAAAAGGUUGUGUGGAUAUUUGGGAUUCAAAAGUACUCAAAACUGCAGCGGGUGCACAUUUUCGAAUGUCAAUUUCUCCUUCGAAAAUGUGGGAUGAAGUAAUUGGCGAAUUGAUCGAUCCAUUUGCGAGCUAUUUUAUAGCAGACAAUAGUGUAUUGACUAAAUUCCCCAAAGAAGAUGAAUCCAAAAUUAUGCAUCAAUCAGAGGAAAAAGAAAAAGCAGUUAAAACUCAUGCUGAUUUACCUGAAAAAUCUGUUCAAGAAGCUCGUAAAGAUUUUGAUGAAGAAAUUAAUCAAGAAUCUGAUUCAGAAGACGAUGAAGAGUUUGAUGUCGAAAAAAUUGAUGCCGAGACAAAUGCUGAAGGAAAUUCUGGUGAUCCAGUUGAAGCAGAGAAAGUCCUAGAAAAAACUUUAGAAAAUGAAAGUCCAAAAAUAACAAAAACCGCGACACAGCGUCUACAGGAAGCUAAAUUACUUCAAAGGCUUACUAAAUUUAUUCCUAUUGUGCCCUAUUAUGGAGCAGAUUAUACAUCUGAGGAAACUGUUCUCAUUGUUGGAGGUGAAACAGAAGGAAUUAGUUUUGAAGCUUUAGACUUAGUUCACAAAAAACUUGGUAUUCGUGUUAAUAUACCAAUGACUAAUGGUGUUGAAAGUUUAAACACUAGCAUGGCGUUAGGUAUAAUUGCAUUUGAAGUAAGAAGGCAGCAUGCUACUAAACGAGCACAAGAAACGAAAAAAGUACAGAAAUAAUUUUAAAAAAAAACUUUUUUUUCAAGAAAUAUCAUUUAUUGUUGACUAUAACAAUAUUCAUGUCAUUAUCAUCUUCUGUUGAAUUAAACUGUUUGUAAUAAUUGGCCCUAGUUCAAAAAUCUUUAUUAUUAGCUUCCAAGUAGGAAGUUAUUGUUUAUUAAGAAAAUCAGUA
This is a messenger RNA of Chelonus insularis, 2175 nucleotides long. Its product is annotated as rRNA methyltransferase 3, mitochondrial. The transcript is spliced from 4 exons. NCBI's taxonomy places the organism in Eukaryota, Metazoa, Arthropoda, Insecta, Hymenoptera, Braconidae. Gene Ontology annotation, biological process: RNA processing. The record is from RefSeq and is a predicted model, not a curated record. Bases 507 to 2003 code for a protein of 498 amino acids. Gene Ontology annotation, molecular function: RNA methyltransferase activity; RNA binding.